This is a messenger RNA of Thelazia callipaeda (thelaziosis nematode), 4527 nucleotides long. The record is from the annotation of a GenBank genome assembly. NCBI's taxonomy places the organism in Eukaryota, Metazoa, Nematoda, Chromadorea, Rhabditida, Thelaziidae.
AUGGAAGAAAAAGAGAAAUUGCUAGAUACUCUGGACAAUAUAAGUAGCAUAUUCAACGAAGUUACUGAUGAAUGGACUACCACUUGCUUUGAAGAAAAUUUUUCGGAAUUUGGUAAUUUUGCGCAAGCUGUACAAUUUUCAAUUCUUCAAGCUUUUGACUAUUCGCUACGUCUCUCAGAAUUAUGUUCUUGCUUAAUACUAUUUGCUAAUCAAUCAGAGAUUUCGACUGAAAUAUGGAAUGAACUGACAACGAAAAACUUCAAUGCUAAGAAAUUGUGCGUCUUUGCUUGGUACUUGAUUGAGAGAGGACAACAAUCAAACGUUUCUUUGGAUGAACAAAAACUUGGACUGAUUGGUUCUCGAAUUUAUUUUUCAAUAUGUUGUUUGAAUGGAGCACAAGCAUUCAAUAUUUUCAAUGAUUACCUUUUCCAAGUGAUCUUUAAAUUUUUACUGAAUUUAAAAUCCAUUUUUUCUAUGAGACUAAUGGAUUAUUUCGAACAGCUUACUUUGGAGCAACAGGCAGAACUGAAAUGUAUGCUCUCUGAUGCAUUAGAUCCACUAUUCAUCCUUUUAGAAAGAGUUUCACUGUCACGAAUUCAGCAAUCAUCAACUUUACUCGCAGUUUGUUUGCAACAACUAAUGCAGAUUGACUUCUCUGAAACAACGUCAAUCUUGGAACUUGAACGAUUAUCUGAUUUCCAAGGACUAGAACGUUUUUCCAACCGAUCGUUUGCUUUGUUACAUCGUUUCCUUGAUAGCCGUCAUGGUAGUUCUCACAUUGUUUAUGGAAGAAUUGUGAUGCCUCGAUUAUUAUUUUGGACGCUUGAAAAUACUGUAUUUCCUACUAACGCUCAUCCUCCAAAAUUAAUAAGCACUUAUAAAGAAGUGAUAUUGAAAUUUAUCGAAAAAAGAAUUCAGAAAGGUUGUCAAGAGGAGCUUUCGACAGCUCUAUUAGUUCUUCAAAAUGUAUGUUAUCGGUGUCCUGACCGUACCGAUUAUCGUGUGAAAGUGACAAAUUCUGUUGUUGAGACUCUUGCUCUUUUACCAUCAAAAUAUGUCAAAGACUUUGCUUUGUUUUUGUGUUCAAUUGCUACUAGCUCCAAAGUUGCAGUUCGUGUUUUCAGUGUUGAAAUUUUGCCAUUGAUUUUAAGAAAAUUUGGUUGUGUUCUGGAACAAAAUGGUGUUGAAGAGCCUUUGACUUCACAUGCUCCCAGAAAAGAAACUGACAGUGAUACCCAAAUCAAAGAAAAUGUAAUCUUUGAUAAUUUGGUGGAAAGAAUUGGGAUAUACGGUGCUAUUUUGGUUGUUUUAGCUAGAGGUUGCAAUGAUAAGUCUCCUAUGGUACGGGCUCGAGCUUUACAGCAAAUCGCUUUGUUGCUUGUUAAUGAAAAUAUCCGCCAUAAAUUGCUGGAUAUUCCAAGCACUAUGGUUUUUAUUGAUAGCAGUGAGAAAAUUAUUGAAAAAACUACGGGUGGCUCUGUACUUUUGAAUAUUAUUAUCACGCGAUGUUUGGAUGCAAGAGUAUCGACGCGGAAGUCAGCAAUAAUAGCUUUUGAAUCACUGUUUCCAUAUUUGCCUAAAUCUCAGCAGACAGAAUUUACACCAAUUUUUAGGCAACUUUGUCGAGAUCCAUCACUUCUUGUUAGGAAACAAACUGCAGAGUCAUUGAGCCAUUUAUUAAUUUUAUUUGGUAUGAAUUACGAUAUGCUGGAUAAAAUUUGGCUUUCUUCAGUGUUACCUCUAAUUAACGAUCGCGAGCAAUCGGUUGUACAGCUAGUUUCCAAAUUAGUACUACAAACACUCAUUUUACCAAUUUUUGAAGAUGCUUCUCCGAUUGCCUGGCGUAUUUUGAAAAUCGUAGAGCAAGAAGUUGAUUAUAGACGCUUAUUAUUUCGUUGUUUAAUCCAUCAAGCAAAAGAAGGAGACCUAACUGAAAAUGCUGUCAAUAUUUUGCUAAAAAAGCAAGGUGAUUCCGACACUGUUAAUAUUGUUUGGAUGUUACUGAACUUUUUAAGCAGUAUAUUCAAAAUCGAUGCGUCUUUAGCUGUUCGUUUUUGGUAUACACUGGAUCACAGUAUGGAAACUAACUUAUGUAGUUAUGUGGCCGAAGUUAUUGCGAGCUCUGCCGAUCGUAUAAGUGAGAAAGACCGAGAUGAAUUAAUAAAUAAUAUUGGUACAAAGCUUAAUGAAUUCAGUGUCAAUGAAGGCCACAUUUCUCACGUCUAUUACGCAUUCGCUCGUCUUUGCAAUGGUGUUAGUGAUGAAAGCCCAGGAGCCAAGCAAUUAUAUGAAUUCAAUCGUGUUUUAAUUGAAAAAUCUCUCAAAUUAUUGCACAAUACAAUUUUUUCUUCUGUUGAUGUGACCGGUGAAGUGCAGUUGUCACAAGAAAAUAAAUCUAAGGAACAAAAUUUCAAAUCAGCGCAGUUUCUUGUACGUAUCGUAAGUUCAGUGGGCGAAGCAGUUCAGUAUACUCCUAAUUUAUUAAACACGGAUCCCAGAGUAUUUAAUAUUAUGAAACUAAUAGUGGCGUCCGAUGUGAUACAGCAACAACUAACUCAGACAGAGAGACUUGAUAAAUUUUUUUUAAAAGCUUUUAUAUUUGGAGGCACUGUGCUGAAUACAAUGCCAUCGUCAUAUUCACUUCGCCAACCAGCCUCUCAAUUUGUUCACACUAAAAAUGAUAAGCAACAACUUCGGCUUGAAGACAGAUCGCAGCAUGCUGCUAAUAAUACACAGAAAAACCAUACUGUUACAGUCAGUUGUCCAUCUUCGCAAGAAUUCAGAGUUUCCAGUCAGUCUUCGAAUAAAGCUAAAGGCUCUUCAUAUACUAAUAAAAACCAGGAACCUCGCUGGUCACAGCCAACUAUUCAAGGGUCAGGCAAAACAUCGUCAAGUCAUUCUAAUGCUAACUUGGAUUUGUUAUGUCCUGCUGUGCGAGCUCAAGCAGUUUUGACCAUUGGAAAGAUGUGUCUUCAGGACGAAAAAUUGGCAAAAAAAUGUAUUCCAGUUUUCUCACGUCAGCUUCUAGUCAACACCAAUCAUUUGGUGCGAAGCAAUAUUGUUAGUGUUGUUUGCGACCUCUGUAAAAGAUACACUUUGUUAGUUGAUCGUCAUAGUGCAAUAGUGGCUUCUUGUUUGAAGGAUUCAUCCACUCUUGUGCGGAAGCAGACGUUGAUGUUACUAACACAUCUUUUGAAAGAACAAUAUAUACGUUGGGAAGGACAGAUUAUGUACAGAUUUGUGUCAACGAUUUUAGAUGAAAAUAAAGAAGUACGAGAUUAUGCGGAAAUGUGUUUGAUAGAUGUUUUGCUUGUGCAGUUUCCAAAUAUGUUUAUAAAUCAUUUCUUGGAGUGUAUUUUUUACUUCAAUUCAGUAGUACAUGGGUCAUGGUUGGCCAUGAAGAAUGUCAUGGAAGAAGAUACGAAAGAAGAAUUAAAAUAUUCUCUCUCUGGAACUCGAUUUAAAAAUGCACGCUUGACGCUUUACAAAUUCAUGAUGAAGACAUUCAACGAUGAGAAUAAAUUUACAGUUGGAUUGCGAAUAAGCCAGGAAGUAUAUUCGUCGAUAGUAGAUGGAAUACUCGAUAUAAACGAUCAGAAAGUUAAAGCCUUACUAGGAGAUUGUUAUGACGUAAUGUGUUGCCCUGAAAUGAAAUUAUCUAUGGCAUUGGGCAAAUCGUCAUCAAAUAACAUAGAUGAAGAUGAUGAUGAACCACCAUCCAGUGUGCAGGAAGCAGCUAAAAAGGUUGUGACACAGGCGUUUCGUAAAGGCAUUAUUGAUGCCAUUUUACCUCAUAUUAUACAAUUUAAAUACUACCUUCAAGAAAAACGUUUAUAUGAAUUGGAAUGGGGAAUCGUUAGAGUUUUGAGAGAACUAUGCAAAGAUCAUUGUGAGGAGCUCGAUGAAUUCUUAGCUAGUGAUAAGCAGUUGAAAGCAGAAAUAAAGUUCGACCUCGCUAAACUUGAGGUUAUUUUUCAUCAUCUUGAAAAGGAGCGAAGAAUGAGAGAUGGUAACAAGGAUAGUCAUCAUCUGGAAACACUUUCCUCAAAUGAUAAAAGAGUUUCAUUGGCUGCCGAUAAUAUUAUAGUAUCUCCGUCGCAACUUGCGUCUAAAACAGCAGAAGAAGUAGUUAAACAGGAAGAAGAUUUGGUAGCAGCUGUGCAAAAAGUCACUUUAAGCAAUAAAGCAGAUUCACUUUCGAACGGAGUUCUAACAAAUGAAAAUCGUAAGAAGAGUAUAAAAUUAGAAAAAAUUGUUGAAGAAGAAAGAGAAAUAGAUGAUACCAAAGAAGAAAGUGUCGAUCAAAUUCGUCCAACAAAUGGUAUUGAAAAGAAUGCUCAAACCGAGGCCCCCAUGUGUGAGCAAUCAAGUUUGGGAAUGCAGUCUAGAAUAUUAGAUGAAGAAUGCGAGCUACCAGCGAGAGCUAUUUCAACUCCAAAACAUACUAUGAACGAGGCUAGACCUCGUCGGCGAAUACGACUUACCAGUUCGUCAACAAUUGAAGAGGUUGAAAACGAACGUGACUAG